AUGGUCGUAAGUCUAAUUCAUCCCAAUACUUGUGGAUUUGCCAAAGUAAUUGCUUGGCAGCUGGAAAAAUCAACAGCGUCAACAGCAAUACGGUCGGACGGAGAAUCAUUACCAAAAUUUCGCUCGCGAAUAUCAAAGUUACACUACGAAAAUUUUAUUGAAGCUUUCAGCGAGUGCAAAGAGAACUACUCAAUUAGCUUUGCGACUUUUCAGAAGAGGUUUCAAGAUCUCCAUACAAAAUUUGUCAAAUGGAAUUCCCGUAAAAUCAACGAGCGUGUGAAAUAUCUUGCUACUUUUGAGACGGAAAAGUGGAAAAAACUUCCAUCCUCAAAGAAAGCUGAACAUAGUUUACAGGAGUGCCGUGGAUGUUCUCACAGCUACAGCUAUGAGCAGUCUCUGUUUCCUGUCAAGUCCAAGCAAUUUAACAAUUGUCAAGACAAGAAUAACUUUGUAACAGCAACACAGACCGCUAAUGACGUGGGUGAAUCGAAAGCAAAGGUGAAAUGCAAAAAACGCGAGGUGACCAAGGCAGCUAGGGAACUGUAUGCACAAAUUAACCCGCAAUUUCAGAAAAUAUGUCGGGUUCCUUUGGCUCAAGCUUUAGUUUCUGUUCCAGAAUUGCAACUCCAGCAGAAGAAAUCUAAAACUGAAAUGAAGAAAGAAAAAAGGGACUGUUACAGGAAGGUAAAAGCACGGAUUGAAGAGGAAUGGAAGGAAACAGAUAUUUUAAGGUUAGUAACGCUGUACAUGCAUGAAAUAAUAGUCAUUCACCUAAAAAGUUAAAUCAUGUCAAAUUUGUUACACUUAGGUGUUUUGGUAACAGACAGUCGUUGAAGUCGCGUCAGAAAGAUCGUCUAGCGCAGGCGUUUGAGCCAAGACUGAGUCCAGAACAUUCGCAGGUACCUAAAUAAAAAGAAGUCCUGUUGGGAUAUUUGACAAGAUGGCUUGGGACAAAGAUGCUCUUAAAUCAGAAGUUGAGUCAUAUGAAGAUGGCAAGUUUGUCAACUGGUCUCAACUGGCAAAGGACUAUAACGUCACCAACACGAAAGGCGAAAUUGCAGCAAAUGGCGGCCAGAUUGUGAAAGAGUGGUUGAAAUCAGUUGGUGUCAAUACAGGGAGAUUCAAACGAUACAACACCAAUUCAGAUGAUCCACGCAUUCGACGAAAGAAGAGGAGAGGCCUAGGAGGGGAGAUAUCCAUACCAACGCCGGUAACAAAUGCAUCUCUGAAAAAACAACUGCACGAAAAAAUUAUGCAGAAUGAGUAUUCAAUAGGAAAACUAAUUGUUCCUAGAAAGGUACCUAAUAUUUUUAUAUGUUCUAUCCACUAGCAUCAAACUGGUAGACAAGUAUUGGUGAUUUUCACAUAUUAAUUCCAUGUCGGUGUAAAAAUCCCUUUAAAACAAAGAAAAUCCAUUGAAAUUUAUUCUGAGGAUAAUUUAUUUGGUACUUUACCGUUUUUUACCAACAUGGGUGCUUUAAUAUGACGUGAAAAAUAUCAGUAUAUAGUUCAAUCUGCCCUGGAAUUGUACACUUAUCAAAUCAUGUACCUUAAGGUUAUCUUGCUCUAUACUAAUGCCUCAUAAUUUACUCAUUAGUAAUGGUGAAGUGUUAGACGUGUUAGAUUCUUUGACAUUAACAGUGUCAUUCACUUGCUGUGCCUGAUACCAUUAUUUUACUAUCACUGUCUUUCACCCGACGAAAAAACAUGGGCUUUCAAGACCAGGAAACUCGAUCUACACUAGUAAUAACUACAGUUUAUGGGAAUGCAUUCAGUCUAUUAGGCACAAAGUUUAAAGUUUUGGGGAACAUAAAGUUGUCAUAUGCGGCAACCUUUAAUUCCCCUUCCCCCAAUAUUUCACAAAGUGUUUGCCGCAGAGUAUAUAUUAAGUUUGUCUAUCAUGCCAGAUGAUUUGUACAGAAGUCUCUUUUUUAUUUUUUAGUAUGAAAAGUUGACACUUAAUGACGAUGGUACGAUUGUUCAAAGUGAGUUUGUGGUAGAAGGUCGAAAGCAACCUUUGACUGUAAUAAGAAAGAUUUUUUUGAAGUCCCAUGCCAAUUAUAUGAGAACCGUUACAGAUGAAGAGCUAUGCAUGAUGUCAGAAGAACAAGUUAAAGAAAGAUUAGUUCAAAGUUAAUGCUGUGUUCUCAGAUUUGGAUGAUGUAGAUACAUUAAAAGCAAAGCUGAAAGAUAUUUCACACACUCGUCAUCUAAAAAUAUGGCAUGAUCUGUCAACUAUCGCCAAUCACAGUCACCUAAUUUUCAUGGUUGCAUGCAUAUAUGACCCAGCUUUAUUUUACACAAAUAAGGAGUUUGAAAUGAAGACCAAGAGAAAAGUUGACAUUCAAACAAUCGUAGAAUCGCCUGAAGUUUACAUUGUCGCCAGAUCGAGCAGUUCAGAUGUAGAGCAGCUGUCGUAUAUAGAAACAAGAGUUGAAUGCUUGGAAGAAAUUAGCUUGCCAUUACCAAAUGAAAAUGGAGAGGAAAUAAUUGAUAUUAUGCGUUUCUUUCAUGGUGACAACCCAGCCCAGCAAUACGAGUGUGGCCAACAAAAGGGGGGCCACUAUUACUGUUCCGUCUGUGGAGUACACGCAAACCGUGUGUAUGAACUGGAUUACAGCUAUCGUUGCACGCACAUGUCGUUGAGUGACAGACAAAAGUUGAUUUUGGAAGGUGCCAUUUCUCGGCAAAAAACAUUGGCAGGAAAUAGCAAACCAGUUCACCAAUUGAAGAAGCCUGAGUUACUACAGGAGUUAAAUAGUAGGAAGAUCUAUGAGGGGGAAACACAAGAAGAUUUGAAAAGGUUGUUGACUGAUGAACUGCAUGGGGUUCAGAGAGUCCCAGCUCUUCUCUACACUAAUCCAUUGGCUAGUUUAGCUUCAAUUAACUGCGACAAGUAUGAAAUAUUACCAUUUGAACCGCUACAUGAUGUGGGAAAGCAUAUUGAAAAUAUUCUUGUUGAGUUGCCCAUGCAUGUUUCACCUGAAGAAGCAACAAUGAUCACUGAAACAAUUGAACUCUGCCUUGGAAAGAAAGAAACAAAACGAUGCUUUGACUACCGAUGUACUCUGAUUACGGUUACAAAUCGUGUAAUUGGCAAGGUUUCCCUGGAAGUACAGAGGCUGUUACAAACCUUGGUGGAAAUACAGGCCAUCGCAUAUGGAAGAGAUGAGAACCGUUCACCUCAGAGUGUUCUAAGAUUCCACAAUCUGACAUGGCUACAUGCAUUUCUAUGUUGGCAAGUUAUUGGCUACCAGACAAAGAAGAUGACUUGUCGAAAAUUUUAUGGCGUCUAUUUUCACAAAUUAUCGGCCCAUGCUGCUAUCCAAAAUCGCCUCAUUAGUGGAAAAUCUUGUCAUGCAGAAGAACAAGAAAGAGUUUUCAAUGCAGUUACCAACAUCACUCGGUCCACCUCAUCCUACAAACCGGAUCAUAUUAUUGGGAAUGUCUUUCUUCGAAUCCAAGCUGAGAAGAAAUUGGGGGAGUACCAUUCUGAGAAUACAAUUGAUCAGCAGCAAAAUCACAUUUCCAAACUGGCUAAAUCACUUCCCUCUCUUGGCAAUACUGUUGUUCCUUUCAGCAUUAUAACACGUCAUUCUAAAUCUUGGCAAACUCAUUUGGAGAGGAUAAGUGACUUUCUUAUGUUUGGCAGAGGUGUUUGGUGGACCAGCAAUGAAGAAGGUGAUGUGGAAUUUUUUGACAGCAUGCAAUCCGGAGUAGAUUCAAGAUCUGAAGGUCCAAAGCUUCAUCAUUUUCGAUCAAGUAACUUCAAAGAAGAAGAAGACCACCUACAUAAGUGCUGGUCUGUGUGCAUCGAAAAGAAAAUUCUGUUACCUCUUCAUGUGCUGCGGUUGAAAGAUGCCACUACAGAUACCUUUAUCCCUACCCAGACCCAGUUCCUGAAGAAUCAAGAAUUGUCAGAUGAUGCUUCCAAUGAUGCCAGUAUGGACGAUGAAGCAAAUAGUGAACACAUAGGAGAGAUCGCAAUUAGUACACCCAAAGAAUACAGUCAAAACUGUUUUGACAGUGUUGGUAAAAAUGACCAUUCUCAUGAGGAUAUUGUUCAAUAUAACCUGAUAAUGCCCAUGCCUGAAGAUGAUUUGAGAGAAUCAAUGUUAGAAGACCCUCCAGUGGACACUGCACAUAUGACAGCUGGUAAGUUUUAGAUAAUUAAUGUUAACAAAAUAUAUUAGGACAUUAUAGUUUUGACUGUUAUGUACAGUAGGGGGUGCACCGGAAACCAAUUUUUUAAGUUCCGGCCGGAACCAGAUCUGGAUCUGCAAUAUAUAGUCAUAUGUUACUUUGUCUGCUGCCAGAAAAGCAGACACUUCAAGUCAUCAAGGAGAAAGCUCGCAAAUGGUAGAAUAAAAAGAUUGACAAAUGUUAAACGUCAUAAUGAAGUGUUAAUUGUGUAUAUUUUCCUUGUGUAACAGUCAAAAUUUCUCCCUACUGUGAACUUUUGUCAGACACAAAAACGUUUGAUAUUCUGAAAAUAACAGAGUUCCGGUUUCGAUCAUGCUUUUUUAUUAGUUCCGGCCAGAACCAGAGCUCUGAAAAAUAGGGGUUCCGGUGCCCCUCUACUGUUAUGUUCUACCAUAAUAUUAUGAUAACAAUCAUAUUAAAGCUGUUCUUUCAUAUUUAGCGCAAGAGGAUGUUCAAGCUGUAAAUGGCACAAGUGAAGCUCAAAUCAGCAAAGACCCUUUAAGUGCUAAUAAAGAACAAUGGCACACUAAAUUGGGCUCAACCCUGGCAUAUGUUCUUGGAAAUACAAAUGAAGUCAUUGAACUUGAUCAUGUCAGAAAAAAGGCCAAGGACCAACGACAGGAUAAGUUUUUGCUGGAUAGCUACAUGUAUAAACUUGCGGUGAUUCAAACAAAAGUGUCAAAGAAGAAAAGAGAGUUGGAGAAAAACAUUGAGGAUUGGGAAAAAAAUUAUUUUAUGUCCAACAAUAGGUUACCAACAUAUGACGAACUGAUAGCAGAUUCAGUCAUAAAAGAAAAACUAAGACAAAUAAAAACUGCCAAAGUCAUUAUGAAAUUAAAGGGAUGA
Paramuricea clavata is the source of this 5049-nucleotide messenger RNA. NCBI's taxonomy places the organism in Eukaryota, Metazoa, Cnidaria, Anthozoa, Malacalcyonacea, Plexauridae. The record is from the annotation of a GenBank genome assembly.